CCUUUGCGAAGCCCACUACCUCAGUGUCGACCCCUAUAUGAGGGCAUACAUGAUUAGGUAUCCCGUCGGAGUGACCAUGAUCGGAGCACAAGUUGCAAAAAUUCUGGUCAGUCGAAAUCCUAAAUUUCCGGUCGGUAGAUUCGUUUGUGGAGAUUUUGGGUGGACUACUCAUACCAUUAUGGGCCAAAACAAAAAGGAAGGAAUGAUGACUGAACCAUACCUCCUACCGGAAUUAGGUGGAAUUUCACCAUCUUUAUGUUUAGGAGCUUUAGGAAUGCCGGGUAACACGGCAUAUUUCGGCUUUUUGGAAAUCUGUCAGCCUAAAGAAGGAGAAACUGUCGUUGUCACUGGAGCUGCUGGAGCUGUUGGUAACCACGUUGGACAAUUAGCAAAAAUUAAAGGUUGCAAAGUGAUUGGAUUUGCAGGAAGUGAUGAAAAAUGCAACUGGUUGAAGAAUGAUCUCGGUUUUGAUCACGCGCUCAAUUACAAGACCGUCGACGCAGCUAAAGCGCUAAAAGAAGCCGCUCCCAAUGGCGUUGAUUGCUACUUUGAUAAUGUUGGUGGUGAAUUGAGUUCAAUCAUUAUGAACCAAAUGAAUUUGUAUGGCAGAAUUUCAGUAUGCGGAGCUAUUUCAGCUUAUAAUGCAGAUGUAACCAAAGUACCAACAGCUCCAAUCGUGCAACCUACUCUUAUCUUCAAAGAAUUAAAAAUGGAAGGAUUUCUUGUGACGAGAUGGAUAUCACGAUGGAUGGAAGGAAUUGGUAAAAAUGCUGCUUUGAUAGCAGAAGGAAAAUUGAAAGUUCGCGAAACGGUUACGGAUGGUUUUGAAAAUACGCCCCAAGCAUUUAUCGAUAUGCUUCGCGGUUCCAACACUGGCAAAGCUGUCGUAAAGUGCAUCUAAUUGUAAGAUUUUUUAAGCGUAGUUUUUAUAC
Messenger RNA from Ctenocephalides felis (cat flea), 932 nucleotides. Its product is annotated as prostaglandin reductase 1-like. Gene Ontology annotation, molecular function: 2-alkenal reductase [NAD(P)H] activity; 15-oxoprostaglandin 13-reductase [NAD(P)+] activity. Gene Ontology annotation, cellular component: cytoplasm. The coding region runs from base 38 to 901 and encodes 287 amino acids. The transcript has 6 exons. The record is from RefSeq and is a predicted model, not a curated record. NCBI's taxonomy places the organism in Eukaryota, Metazoa, Arthropoda, Insecta, Siphonaptera, Pulicidae. Gene Ontology annotation, biological process: prostaglandin metabolic process.